AUGCCGUCUUCCUUGCAUACUACCUUAACUCGGGGGCCUUCCCCGGAGCAAGCCCCAUCGUCUUGGCCUUCGUUGGCGGGCUGUCUUUCUCCGUUGGUGAGUGUCGUGUCGUGCCCCGCAUUCGCGCCGCAUUCUGACAGCCGGUCUGUAGCCCUCCUCGUUGCUCCGAUCGUCACCUGGCUCAUCCCCCGGAUCGGUACAAGGCCCACGCUUGGUAUCGGCGUGGUAGUUCAAGCCGCUGCUCUCGUCGGUGCCUCUUUCACGUCGCAAAUAUGGCAUCUUCUCCUCUCCCAGGGUCUAGCUUUCGGCGUUGGCAUGGGCUUCACUUUCAACGCUAAUGUCGGCGUCAUUCCGCAAUGGUUUGUUGUACGUCGUUCCUUCGCCUCCGCCAUCGGCAGCGCUGGUUCGGGCUUGGGCGGACUGAUCUACUCCCUCGCAUCAACCGCAAUGAUCCGUAACAUCGGCCUACCGUGGGCCUUUCGCAUUCUGGCUAUCCUGUCGUUCGUGGUCAACGGCGCGUGCUGUGCUCUCAUGCGGGAUCGCAAUAAAGCUCUUGGUAGCGUUCACGUCGCCUUCCACAAGGCGCUGUUUAGAAGGGUUGAGUACUGGCUUUUCAUGGCCUGGGGCUUCUUUUCGCUGUUUGGAUAUGUUAUUGUGGUCUUUUCACUGGCAGACUUUGUGCAGACGGUCGGCUUCAACGCAACGCAGGGAUCUAUUGCCCCGGCUAUGUUCAAUCUGUCUCAAGGACUGGGCCGACCGAUUAUUGGUCUCAUCAGCGACCAUGUUGGACGUAUCAACGUUGCUGGGUUAAGCACGCUCAUUGCUGGACUUGCGACUUUAUUUGUCUGGAUAUUUGCCGGCAAAUACUUUGCAGGCACCAUCGUCUACGCCCUCUUCGGAGCAUUCGCUGGCUGUAUCUGGGCCACCGUCACUCCUGUUGGUGCCGAAGUUGUCGGAAUCCAGCUUCUUCCUUCAGCGCUGUCUAUAUUUUGGAUAAUCCUUGUCAUCCCGGCAACCUUUGCUGAGCCCAUCGCUCUCUCUAUCAAAGGGUCGGGUGUGGACGCCUAUAUCAAUGUGCAAUUGUUUGUGGGUUUCAUGUACAUUGCCGCAUUCAUAUCUUUAUGGUCUCUUCGAAUUUGGAAAAUUCGUGAGUUGGACAACAUCGACCUCCCGGCGGAUCAGCGCGAUGAUGUGCUGCGCAAUAACGAUGUUAUCUCACUUACCACUUCCCGACGGACUGAGCCGAAACACAGCAUGUUAACUUCCAUCAUGAAGGGUGCUUUCGUUGUCCAGCGAGUGUAG
Colletotrichum truncatum is the source of this 1302-nucleotide messenger RNA. The record is from RefSeq and is a predicted model, not a curated record. Lineage: Eukaryota; Fungi; Ascomycota; Sordariomycetes; Glomerellales; Glomerellaceae.